This is a messenger RNA of Cladocopium goreaui, 558 nucleotides long. NCBI's taxonomy places the organism in Eukaryota, Dinophyceae, Suessiales, Symbiodiniaceae. The record is from the annotation of a GenBank genome assembly.
AUGGGUGGCCAUCAUAGCAGCGCCAAUCAGAAAUGCAGCGAGACCAACAUGCCUAUGUGGGUCGUGAAGAUCUCCGACUUCCUCUCCUUUUCUGACUGGCCAAGCCAUGAAGAGCUAAAGACGCAAGGGAGAUUGUGGAAACGCCAGACGGAGUUUUGUUGCAUCUUCGUGUCCCACCAGUGGCUGGGAGACUCACAUCCAGAUCCGCAAAAUGAGCAGCUGCCAGUGUUGCAGAAGGCUCUACGAAAUAUCCUGAAGGGCCUUCAUGUCUCCACCGACGUCGCCUCCCAGUUCUUUGGGGAUCGGAAAGUCCUAAGCAACGCGGAACGCUUGCAGCUGAAGGACAGCUACAUUUGGCUUGACUGGUUCAGUGUCCCACAAAUCAUGGAAGAAGUCCCACUGGAUGAUUUGGACGGGGACUUUGGCACAGACUCUUGCUCAUGGAGCGCCAUUGUAAGACAGGGCUUUUUCAGAGAGGUGAUGCAGUUUAGGAGCUGCACCCUUUGCCAAGGUUGGGACAACGUUUACCCGCAUGUCAUCCAUGACGACGCAGGAUAA